ACAAACGAGAAAUUUUUGUUUUAGAAAUCUUAUUUAAUUAUUUGAAAAGUUUCACUUGGGCGACACAUUAUCUAAUAGCUUGUGGAAAUAUUAUUGAAAAAGAAUUUCGUCCGUGAAGGCCGCGUGUAAACAAAAGACAUUUUCUCAUUUAAAAUCUGUCAUUGCGGAGAAAAAAUAAAUAUUUUCGUGGUCGGAAAUGCAAUUCAAUCAUUGAGUGAUUUUGCUGGCCCGGGUAAUUGUAUCAAAAAAGAAAAACUUGUUGGCUGAGAAAUCAUCAUCUGACGUGGUGCAAAAGAAUUUGACUGAAGAACUCGAGUGUUGUGAAAAGAAAAAUUUUCACUCAGACGACAAAAGAAAAUGACUUCGAUAGUAUUAAAAAGUCUGUCAAUUCUUCUUGGCUGCUUUUUCAUCUUUAUGGGUUUCAUGAAAAUCAGCCCAUACGUAAGCAAAGAAUUGCACAGAGAUUUGCGUAAACAUUACGUAAAGUAUGCUAAAGUGUUUCCUAUGGCAAGUCUGUUUGACCUUCGUGUUCCUUCUAAAUGGUAUCGACGAGCGAUUGGUGGAAUUGAAAUCAUUUGUGGUGGAUUACUUGCUGGAUUUCCAAAUCAUAAAGUUAAAAACACUGCAAAUAUCACACUUCUUAUGUUGAUGUUCUUAUCAAUUUAUUCACAAUGUGUCGUGAGUGAUCCCUUCGAGAGAAUCGGGCCAACAAUGGUGUUUAGUUUUAUGCUUAUAGGACGUUUAGUAAUUUUCUAUCAGAUAAUCAGUCGUAAAAAGAUUUUCAGAAUGAGAAGUUGGAUUUCGAUUUUCUUUUUAAUUUUCUUGUUAUCUGAGUGUGUGUUUGGUUGGAGAAUAUUUUGGAAAGGAAGGAAGUUUGAUGGAAAUGUCGGACAUCCAACAGAUCGUCAUGGAUCUCUUAGAAGUGAAGCUGGAGAAGAUUUAUGGUUCAACCAGAAACUCGAUCACUUUCAACCAAUAAAUGACAAAACAUGGAAACAACGUUACUUCGUCAACGAAGAGUUUUUCACAUCAAACGGCCCCGUCUUUAUAAUGAUUGGUGGUGAAGGCGAAGCAACAGCGAAAUGGAUGCAUGAAGGUGCUUGGAUUCGCUACGCAAAACAAUUUGGUGCACUUUGCUUUCAACUUGAACAUCGCUUUUAUGGAAAAUCUCAUCCAACUGAAAAUACGUCAACAGAGAAUCUCAAAUUUCUUUCAUCGGAACAAGCUUUAGCUGAUCUUGCUUAUUUCAUAACAAGCAUGACAAAAACUUAUAAUUUGACAAACAACAAUCGUUGGAUAGCAUUUGGUGGAUCUUAUCCUGGAUCUCUUGCAGCCUGGCUACGUGAGAAGUAUCCGCAUCUUGUUCACGGGUCAAUUUCCACUUCCGGGCCACUUCUUGCUAAAAUGGACUUCAUCGAAUAUUAUCAAGUCGUCGUCGACUCUCUCGGAACUUAUAAGAAAAACGAUUGCGUGACACCAGUUCGUAAAGCGAUUCAAGAAAUUGACGUGUUGCUAAAGCACAUGAUUGGACAAAGAACUUUGACGGAGAAAUAUCAACUUUGUGAUCCCAUCGAGAAAUCAAUUUCCAAUCCUUUGGACAUUUCAAAUCUCUAUGAAAAUCUUGCGAGUGAUUUUGCUGGUGUUGUGCAAUAUAAUAAAGAUAAUCGAGCCAGCAGUCACAUCACAAUUGACGAUGUUUGUGACAUAAUGUGUAAUCAAACGAUUGGACCUUCAGUGACUCGUCUUGCAGCAGUCAACAGUUUAAUAUUAAAAGAUGGCAAGCAAAAGUGUUUAGACUACAAAUACGAUAAAAUGGUCAACGAUAUGAAGAACACUUCUUGGGAUGCUGAAGUCGCUAAUGGAAUGCGUCAAUGGACAUAUCAAACUUGCACUGAAUUUGGAUUUUAUCAAACAUCUGACAAAAGUGAUUCAGUGUUUGGUGAUAAAUUUCCAGCUGACUUUUUUGUACGACAAUGUACUGACAUUUAUGGAGAUCGAUUCACUGAAGAAAUUCUUGAAGACGGAGUUGAUCGAACCAACAUCAUUUAUGGCGCUUUAAAACCUACAACAACAAAUGUUUUGUUUGUUCAUGGCAGCAUUGAUCCUUGGCACGCUUUGGGAUUGAUAAAAACCGACGCAAACCAGCCACAACCAACAAUUUACAUUGAAGGAACUGCACAUUGUGCUAACAUGUACGAGCCAAGUGACAAAGACCUUCCACAAUUAAAGAAAGCUCGCGAAGCUAUUGUGAAGUUCAUUGAAGCUUUGUUGAACUAAAGAAUUGAGUGAAAUUUAAUUUGUUUAAUUUUACUGUAUUUUAUGUCAUAAAAUUAUAAAAAUAAAAUUCAUUAGAUAAACAUUCUCAUCCAU
Messenger RNA from Clunio marinus, 2370 nucleotides. The record is from the annotation of a GenBank genome assembly. Lineage: Eukaryota; Metazoa; Arthropoda; Insecta; Diptera; Chironomidae.